Pedinophyceae sp. YPF-701 is the source of this 1065-nucleotide messenger RNA. The record is from the annotation of a GenBank genome assembly. Lineage: Eukaryota; Viridiplantae; Chlorophyta; Pedinophyceae.
AUGAAGGGGGCUCUGAGCGUCCCCGCGGGGGCCCGCGCCCCCGCGGUUACCCAGGCAUCGCGCCAUCAGGCUGCGGGCCUCCCUGCCCAGGGCGCGAGCGCGCGCGUUGGAGCCCCGCAGGGGGCUGGGUCCGGCCUCGCCUGCAAAUGUGUCGGGUCGAUGGCGCGGCGGGCCCGCCCCGCGCAGUGGAUGCGCCUCGCGGCGGUGAGGUCCGCGAGCGAGGUUGCGUUGAAGGCCGGGCACGUGAAGAAGGAGGACGAGGAGCGCUACGAGAAGGCCGUGCACGACCGGCAAGACGCUGCGCACCCCACGAGGGAGGGCGUCCCGAUCGACUCGAAGGCCGUGGACGCGAUGGCGAGCCGCCAGCACGCGAUGGAGGUGGAGCGCCAGGAGCGGGCUCGCAAGCGCGCGCAGCACCAGGCCACGUACCAGACGGCCGCGAUCAUGUCGUCGCUGGCCAUCACGGGCGUCGCGGUCGCGGCGACGAUCCUCCGCUUCGAGCACCACCUCGAGGACGGCGUGUUCCCGUGGCUCGACUUCGCGGGCACCAUGUCGCUCAUGGCGGGGACCGCUGUCGGGAUGGAGUACUGGUCGCGGUUCGCGCACAAGGUGCUCUGGCACGACUUCGAGCUGGGCUGGAGCGUGCACAAGUCGCACCACGAGCCCCGGAUUGGGGCGUUCGAGGCGAACGACGUGUUCGCGGUGAUGCACGCCGCGCCGGCGUUUGCGCUGACGCUCUGGGGGUUCUUCGACCCGUCGAUCCAGGGCGGGCUCUGCUACGGCGCCGGGCUGGGCAUCACGCUCUUCGGCAUGGCGUACAUGUUCGUGCACGACGGGCUCGUGCACCGGCGGUUCCCCGUCGGCCCCGUCGGCGACGUGCCCUACAUGAAGCGCGUGGCGCUCGCGCACCAGCUGCACCACAGCGAGAAGUACAGCGGCGUGCCGUACGGGCUCUUCCUGGGCCCGCAGGAGCUCGAGCGGGUCGGGGGCAAGGAGGACCUCGACCGGAUGGUGCUCGAGGUGUCGCUCCCGGGGUCCAAGGGGUCGAAGGGGUCCCGCAGCUGA